AUGUCGAACAAUGUUGGUCUUUCAACGGUUUCUGAAUUAGUCAGACAGACAUCUCUGCUCAAUAAUCGACAAUAUAUAUCAGCCAAAGAAGGUCUAGAAUUUGCUGAAACAGCAAUUCGAACAACUAAAUCAUCCUAUGCAUCUCAACAAAAUAAACUUGAUAAUUCGUUUUCUACUGACAAGUUGUCACAAGAAGAUUAUGAUAAGCAAACGCUUCGACUUAAACAUCAACUAGAAAUUGAUUGUGCUCCAUGGGAACUGUAUGUUAAAAAGUUAAGUAAACUGAUUGAACAAUAUUCAUCAAAAUUUGAACCACAACAAAAUAAUAAACGAACGUUCAAUCAAUCUUCGUCUAUGAAAACACUACCUACACCCAAACGAACUCGUAUUACUUUUUCAUCCAGUAGUUCUGAGUCCGACACAUCCAUAGCUAUUAUUCCUCCAACAACUGAAAAAAAACCAGUCCCAACAGUGAUCAAACAAGACUCGAGUACAAUUACAGACCCAUUAGAAUUCUCACUUCGUUCACCUUUCCCUGCAACACCGAACAUUAUCUCGUUUACAGCUCAAACAAAUAAUAUUACACAACGAAUUUCUCUACAACAUAUCAAUGAGAUUGCUGCAAAACAAAUAGUUCUUCUUCACGACGAAGGACAAUUAGUACGCUGGAAUGAUGUUAUUUGGCGUAUUCUCAUGUAUUUUCAUGUUCAAGACAUUGGCAAUUUAGGUGUUGGACGUGCUGAUAAAAUAGCUUGUAUUGAUAAUCUUAUUCGAACACAAAAUAAGAUAAAUAUCUAUCUUGAUGCAUACGCAUAUUGGCAAACUAUUGGUACAUUGAAUGAGUUAGAAAAUGAUUUAGCUCGUAUUUUCUUUAAAAACGAUUAUAAUGAAUUAUUAAUUGGUCCUAUUGAAAAGCAACCUAAAAUUGAAGAAUUAUUUCGUUUAAGACAUGCUCGAAACGAACAUAUAAAAAAAGAUUUAAAAAGUUCUGAUGUAUUAAAAUAUCUUGAUCAAUAUAUGACUAAAGAAGCUGCUUGGAAAAACGAAAAUGAAUUAAACGUUGAUCAAUUUUUGAAAUUUAUUGCUGAACAAGUUCACGUUAAGAAUAUCAAUCAAUUAGGUAUUCGUAUGAAAAGUGCAUAUUUAGCAAGAAAUUGUAUUAAAGCGCUGCAAGCAAAUCAACGUAAAACAAUGGAAAUAGCAAGAACGGAAUUAGAUCAAAUACUAACUGAUCUUGUACAGAAAGAAAUUGGAAAAAUUUCUAAAACUAUUAAUGAUAAAUUAGAUAAUGAUAGUACUAGUCAACUACGCCAAUUAUAUGCAUCGAUGAAUCCAAUUGAUAUAAUCAAUGAUCUUAUUGAAAUUUGUCGAAACGUUUGUCACAGUUAUUCGUCGUUUCGAAAAAUAUCUCAAGCACUUGAUAUUAUUUCGAAAGAUUCAAUGCUACGAAACAUGUUUCAAAUAGCUAUUUGUCAUGGCAAAUUGGAUAUACCGGUUCGAGCUGUUAAAUCUAAAGAAGCAUCCAAUAAAAAUAAGAAAAUUUAUUUUGAUUCAUCUGAUGAAUCCGAUGAUGAAGUUAAAUUAACAAAAGAGCCAUGUGAACGAGUAGUUAAUCAUCCGAGUCAUAAUCAACUUCUUCAAGCAUUUAAAGAACAAAUCGGGUCAUUGAAAAGUCUUACAUUUACGUUAUUAACUCGAAUUGAACAACGAUUAUGUGAAAAAUUUACAGUAGCUCAGUUUCAGGAAUUAGGUCACGGUACUUUUAGUAAUUAUAUCGCGCAAAACGAACAGUUACUGUUUCCUAUUGAUAUCAAAUUCAAUUUAUCGUCAUCUGGAUGUGACGAUUCGCAUAACACAUGUCUAGUUGCAUUUGAAGAUCUUGAGCAAUUCAUUAUUCAAAUAAUCGAUCGGCCAACAGAUCAACAAUAUAUUGAACAAAUGAUUUGCUAUCAUUAUCAAGUUGAAUCAUUUGAGCAACUUGGACAUGGUUCAUUUCGUUCAAUAUUUGAUGCGAUUAAACAUCAUACAAAACCUAAAAAUACAUCAAUUCAUUAUGAAUGUCUCCUUUUCGAUGAAAUACCUUUAAUAAAACAAACAUUAAAUAAAACAUCGAAAUCAUUUCUCCAGGAUCUUGAACAUAAAGCUUUACAUGCCAUUAAUCACUGUUCUCUUCUUGGAAAUCUUCAUUUGGAUACACAAUGGAAUUUACGCUUUCGUCCAACGUUAGGCAAACUAAAAGUCUUUCUCUCGCGACAUAAAUUUCCAAUACUUGAAAUCGAUCAUAUUACAUUUCUAAAACUAUCUUCGAAUUCUACAUUUGAACUAUUCAAAGAAUCUCUUUGCAAUUACAAUGUAAUUUUAACUGCAGGACACCUCGUAUCGAUUCUCGUUCAACAUGAUUCAUUAUCCAAUGCUCCGCUGUCACUUCUUUCCAAUGUUGUGCAUACGUUUCUCCUAACUGUACCACUUGAUCAUCGAUUAUAUGAUUUUCUCAUACGCAUUUUUCUUCGUAUACCAUUUCUUCUUCUUUCAUCAGUUGUUGAAAGAAUUUUCCUUCAACCGUUAAUUAAACUUGAAGGUAGUCAAAUGAAAAUACGUGAACUAUUAUGGAAAACUAUUGAUAGACAAGAUCCGAAUAUGAUCCUAAAAUUUAUUCAAUUAGGAGAAUACUUAGGAUUUACUGAAUGGUCAAUAGAGAAAAUUAAAAUCGAACCAAUAAUCAAAAUUCAACAAGAGAAACAUGUGUCAGUGUCCGUUCCACACGUUAUAGUACCGGAAUUAGUUUCAAAAAUUAAACAAGAAAGUUCCGCUAACAAUCCUCAUGAUUUUAUCGAACGUAUUCGUCGAGAAAAAUUUGGUAUUGGUUUAACUCUUUCAAAUGAAAGUCAAUCUCUGACUGAUCAAUUGAAAUCCCUCGUUGGUCGAUCAUUGGAACGUCUUUCAAAAGAACUAUACAAUACGGAUAUGCAUUUUGUACUUGAAUUAAUUCAAAAUGCUGAUGAUAAUCAAUACCAUUCGAAACCUAGUCUCGUUUUUGUUAUUGAUUCUAAUUCAAUUAAUGUUUAUAAUAAUGAAAUUGGAUUUCAAGAAAAUAAUAUUCAAGCAUUAUGCGAUAUUGGCAAGUCAACUAAAGGAAAACAUAAACAAGGUUAUAUCGGACAAAAAGGCAUUGGUUUUAAAUCAGUUUUUACUGUUUGUGAUCGUCCAGAAAUUUAUUCUAACGGUUAUCAAAUUUGUUUUGAUGCUGCUAAUGGUUCUAUUGGUUAUAUAUUACCUGAUUGGAUAAAAGAUGAAAGCAAAGAUAUGGAAUAUUCGAAUUGGACAACUCGAAUAUGUCUACCAUUGAAAUCGGAAAAUGAAAUGCAAAAACAUAAAUCACGCUCAUUAACAGAAAGUUUCAAUGACAUUUGCCCAUCGCUAUUACUGUUUUUAAAUCGUCUUCGUUCAAUAACUAUUCAUAAUCGUUUACAAGAUUCCAAACAAAUCUAUGAAAGAGUUGAUAUACCUGGCACGAGCAUCAUUGAAAUACGUUGCGGGCACAUUAUUGAAAAAUGGUUUAUUAUUAAAAAACAGUUAAAGGUUCCAGGAGAAGUUACAGCAAGUUUUGAUGACACUGUUGAAGCAACAGAAAUAGCAUUAGCUUUUCCUUUACAUGAAAUUAAUAAUAACGAUGAACAAAUUAUAUUAACUAAACAAGAUGUUUAUGCGUAUUUACCAUUAAGAACGUUUGGUUUUACAUUUAUCAUUCAAGCUGAUUUUGAAGUUCCAUCUUCACGUCAAGAUAUUUUAAGUGAUAGCACAUGGAAUCAAUUUCUGCUUAAUGAAAUUCCAACUAUUUUUCUUUCAUCACUCGAAACUUUUCAUCAUGAACAACUAUCAUUACCUAUUGAUUCUCUUCGGUUAUUUCUUUAUUUUCUGCCAAAUGAAACUUCAAUUUAUAGUAAUAAUCUCUUCACACCAGUCUGUCGAACAAUACUUCGUCUAUUACGUUCUCGUCCAUUCUUACCUGUUAUUAAUGACAAUAAAUUACAUCUGCCAAACGAAUGUGUACUGGCAAAUGAUUCAGCUAUAAAAGAAAUUCUAACACCAGAAAUUUUAUAUAAUCAUCUUAAUUUAUACUAUUUAAGAGAUGAUCUAUAUAAACAUGAGAAACAAUUAUUGGAGCUAGGUGUACAUCGCCUUGGACAUAAUGAACUAAUUGAUGUUAUUAAACGAAUGUUUACAUCAGAAAUCACAUUUGAAAACACGAAAAUUCUUUCAAAAUGGUUUUGUUGUUUAUAUCGAUCUUUAAAUCAGCUAUCUCUAAUCGACGAACAAAAUGUACUAAAACAUAUUCAAUCAUUAAAAAUAUUUCCAUUAAAAAAUCAUCAAAAAUUUAUUUCAUUACGUCAUACUAAUCAAACUAUUUUCUUUCCGUCGAAAAAUAUUCAAUUACCAAAAUUAAUUGAACAUGAUUUAAUGAUUAUUGAUGAAGACUUAUGGAUGAAUUUAGAAGAAACUUCUAUAGAAAUUAAUCAAAUACAAACAUUCCUUGAAAGACUUGGAAUACAACGUUUAUCACAUCGAGCUGUUUGUGAGCAACAUAUAUUUACAAUUUUUGAAAAUGACAAUCUCUGGAAAGAAAAACCGUCAGAAACUCUCAUUGCUUAUGUUAUGUAUAUUUUUGAAUUAUGGUUGAAACAGAAUCAUUAUAUCGAUAUGUCUCGAUUAAAAUCAUCCAUUCAAAUAUUAACUAAUGACAACUUCAAACAACCAAUUCAUCAUUCGAUUUAUUUCACACAAAAAUAUGGCAAUCCAUAUGAUUUAGCAAAAGAUUUCCAUGCUUACAAUUGGCUAUUAAUGAGCGAUGAAUACAUUCCUGAAAAUUUAUCAGUAAAUCAUCGUAAAAAGUUACAUCAAUUUUUGUCAGAAUUAGGUGUUUCUGAUUUUCUAUUUCCAAUUAAUAGCUCUACCUAUGAACAAUUUAAUUCUUUAAUUAAAAUCGAAUCUAUAUCAAUGAAUAAAAGACUCUUUUUAGCAUUGCAAGAAAAUUCUUCAUUGUUCAAUGAUAACGAAUUAUUUCUCAAGCAUUUGAAAGAAUCUAUAUGGAUACCAACAAUUCAAAUAUUCUAUUCUUAUAAUGAACAAACAAAUGAUAUUGAUUUAAAUAAAAUUCGUAAACUAGAUAAAGCAAAUAAUAUUUAUUUAAGAACACAACAAAUUGAACAACUUUUCGGACAGCGUGUUCAAUACAUUGAUGUUGAGAUUAAUACAAAUUCUUCAUUUGCAAAUGAUAUUGGCCUAAUUGAGCAUAUUACAUUGAAUGAUGUUACUAGUAUGCUGUUGAAUUGGUGUCAAAAUUCAAUUUUCUACACUUCUAUUUAUCAUAUGCAAAAUAUCUAUCGAUACAUCUACGAAAAUAUGUCUAUUAAUGAAUUAAAAGAAUUAAUUAAUAAUAAUUCUAUUUUCUUCAUACCGAUUUCAUCAUCAUCGGACCGUAAAGACAUUGUUCCUGGUAGAUUUUUUAGCAUAUCUGAAGUGUGUUGGUGUGAUGCAACGAAUCUAUUGGUGAAAUACUCAUCAUCAUUUAAAACAAUAUUUCACUAUUUACUUGAACCGUAUUAUAAUGAACAAAAAUCAAUUUUUCUUGAUACAUUUACGAUUCCUAUGAAUCCAACAAUAGAAGAAUAUAUUAAUCUGUUAGUUCACAUUUCUUCACUUGAAACAACUGAAAACACAAUACAAGAUGCAUUUCUAAUUUUUAAAACCAUUGGAAAAUGGCAUGAACAAUCAAAUAAUCUCAUAGACAAACAAGAUUUACGUAAUAAACUAUCACGUAAAUCAAUUUUUCCUACGAGAGAUCAUCGUUGGGUAUCUUUGGAUGAUAAUCCAUUGAUAGCUGACAAUAAUGACAUCGCUCAAUUGUUUACGCAAAUGAAUAAUAUUUCAAUGAUUGACAUACCAUCGCCCGACGUUUUACAAUUUUUUAAUAUGUGCGAUAUAAAAUCUCUUUCGUCAUCAAUUACAAUCGAACAUAUUAUUCAAAAUCCAUCGAAUGGAAUUUUCAUUCAAAAUUUACUUUCACCACUAAUUCCCUACAUUCAAUUAUUUAUGAAAUCUCGUCCAGAAUUUUUCGAUGCAUAUCAAUGGACAAAGUUAAUAGAUAUGUCUUCACAACUUAAUAACAUUCAAUUUAAUAUUGUUGAUCAUCUUCAGUUGAUUUAUCGUUUUAAUUCCGACUCAUCUAUUUGUAUGAUUCGAGAAGAAAAAGUAUAUUAUGAUAAAAAUCAAAUGACUUUCUAUAUUGAUCGUGAAUGGACAGAACAAUCGAAAUAUUAUCGAGAUAUAUUUCAUGCAUUUGCUCGAAUAUUUCUACCCUAUCAUAAUGAUGAAUUAGUUCGGUCGCUUGGCAAUUUUAUGAAUUUAUUAUAUAAUGAAGAAGAAAAUAAUCUGGAAACAUUUGCCAAAUAUCAAAAUUUUGAUUUAGAACUUAACGAUUCAGACGAUAUUCCAUGGCGAAUACCAUCGAAUUCAAAACAAAUUCAACACAGUGAACCGAAAAUUGAUGAACAGAAGGUUCGAAUGCUACUUGAAAACGUUGCUCAAAGUCAAGAACAUUAUACUACUUAUAUAGAAAAGAAACGACAGGAGUUGAAAAAGAAACUGUCUGAAACUGCUACGAUUACAAAUAAUCAAUCAACAGAAAAUGAAAAUACUUCUGAUACAGCGAAUGAUUCAAAUCCUCGGUUUGAUACUAUUCGCUCCGGUGCCUUAUCAUUGCUAGUCGACACGCCCUAUGAAAAUAUUGAACGACACACUAGAAGCGUCAGUAUUGAAGAUCUAACUCAUCAAGUACUUGGUAAUCGAGAUUCAACAAUUGGUUCAGAUCAAGGAUCAUUGGAAAAAAUUGGCCGAUGGGGUGAACAUUGGGUUAAUGAAUAUCUUCGUACGAAAUAUAAUGAUAAAAUUCAGUCGAAAAAAAUUGAAAUCCUAUGGCUCAAUGAAAUCUUAGAACAAGGAAAACCAUAUGAUUUCAUUAUAAAAAAUCUAAAAUCGCAAAUGAUAACUUAUAUUGAAGUAAAAAGUACAUUGAGUACGAAUCGCCAAUUAAUUCCAAUAACAUACAAUGAAUUGCAAUAUUGUUGCUCUUUGUCAGAUAUUAAUCAACAGUAUCAAAUCUAUCGUGUUUAUAAUACAGGUCAAUUGAAAAAAGUUAAGUUACGUAUUGUUGAAAAUAUCGAAGAAAAAUUACGUAAACAUGAUCUGGAAUUGUUUUUGUUAAUUUGA
Rotaria socialis is the source of this 7266-nucleotide messenger RNA. NCBI's taxonomy places the organism in Eukaryota, Metazoa, Rotifera, Eurotatoria, Philodinida, Philodinidae. The record is from the annotation of a GenBank genome assembly.